Adelges cooleyi (spruce gall adelgid) is the source of this 3418-nucleotide messenger RNA. RefSeq names its product FYVE, RhoGEF and PH domain-containing protein 6-like. Gene Ontology annotation, cellular component: cytoplasm. The transcript has 12 exons. NCBI's taxonomy places the organism in Eukaryota, Metazoa, Arthropoda, Insecta, Hemiptera, Adelgidae. The coding region runs from base 448 to 3033 and encodes 861 amino acids. The record is from RefSeq and is a predicted model, not a curated record. Gene Ontology annotation, molecular function: metal ion binding; guanyl-nucleotide exchange factor activity.
UUGAUAACUAUUGUUGCUCCGUGCUUGACAUUUGGAUUUUUGAUUUCGCGUAACUCGUAAGUACUAAGUAUUGUAUAUUUUUUUUAUUGUAAAUUUGAAUUUGCUUUUAUUAAUUUUUUCUACUUAACUAAAUUCAACGUUUGAGUGAUGAAAUCACUACAUCUAGCGCACGUUUCUUCAAACAGACAUCCGUCCGGUGUUGCUUGUCGGUCGCUGUGGUGUGUAUUAACUAAUCAAACAAAUUAACCGAUGCUAGGUAGUCCGCUACGCCAGUCACACAUGCACUAUUACCUGGGAAUUUGAUUUCAUAAAGAUAAAGAUUAGACAUCUCGUCGAACGUGGAUGGAUCGAGCUCCAAUAAAUUACCAAUCGGGUUUUGUGUUUCCUUAGGAACUCGAUUGUUAGAAACUAUGACUGGUGUCUCUAGAAGAAUCUAAAUGGGCAAUCAUGGGCACACCAGAAAAAAUAAAGCCGCCUCCACCGCCAAAGCCAAUUUUGUUGUUGACCAAUUCAGACGACUGCAGCUGCGAUGAACGACACAAGGUUUGUUCAAAACACAAAAUGGAUAACCCUAGUGACAACAUAGCAGUAUUGAAAUGUCACAUAGACUCGUCAGCAACAAAGUAUACGGUUAAACCUCCAUUGCUCCCAAAGCCUAGUAAUAUUAUGUACAAAGCUAGUCCAUACAAAGUUAAACACCAGUUUCCAAGCGUCAAGGAUCAGACUGCGGAUGAAAACAAUAAGACUGUUAAAUCAAUUGCAAACCGUAUUGGAGGUAUUGAGAUUAAAGAUGAUAUUUCUGUUUUAUACAAUGAAGGAUUGAAAACCGACAGCGACGUCAAUUCGAAUAUUUCCAACCUAGAAGUUCCUGUUACUAUUAAUAGUCCUUUAGAAAAUAAUGUUAUUGAUAGUGAAAACAACAAUGUCGACAGUAUUACCAUCAAGUGUACAGAUAAUGAUUCAGAUUUUGAGUUUCAAAAUGAAAGUCUGUUGAAUGAUUACGUUGUGUUCGACACUGACAUGCUUGGAGUUGAUAUUCAGAGCACAAUCAUCGAAGACGAGAAAUCAUCUAUUGCGAGUGACUCAACUGAACAAUCAUACUCUGUCAGGAAGAAAAUAGUCAAUUGGUUCGGAUCGUUUGGCAAAGGAAAAAAUAAAAAGAAACAGCGUAGCUCUUUCUACAAUAGUCAGAACGAAUCAGAUAAAGAAGAAAAUGACACGGACUCCCAUUCAUCAAUGGAAGAGAAAUCCAAUGAAAAACUGGAUCUCAAUGAAUCACUAUCAAUAGAUAACAUAGAACCAGGGGAAAUAAUAUCGACUAAAACAAAAUCUUUGAGAAUUGUUGAAGAACUAAUAUCAACUGAGAAAGUGUUCAUUGACGUUUUAAAAUUGUUGUGCAAGACAUUUGUGACGUUUGUUGAACAGGCUGGUAACGAUUUCAAGCUAAUCCCAUCUAACGAAUUGCUCAAAAUAAUCAGUCCACUUCCCCAGCUGCUUAGUUUAAAUGAAGACCUCUUGCAUGAUAUGGAAAAGCGUAUGGAAAACUGGGAGCAACAUCCAAAAAUCGCUGAUGUUAUUGUGAAAAAAGGACCAUUCCUGAAAUUGUACUCUACUUACAUACAGAACUUUGAAGCUCAAUGUAACUUGUUGGAUGAAUGCUGUCACAAGUAUCCUAGAUUUCAAAAAUGUGUUAAAGAAUUUGAAGCUUCCGACGUGUGUAAGAAACUUACAAUCAAACAUUACAUGCUUAAGCCCAUUCAAAGAAUACCGCAAUAUAGAAUGUUGUUGGAAAGUUAUUUGAAAAAUUUGGACGAAUCAUCAAUAGACUACAAAGACACAUCAAUUGCUUUGAAUAUUGUCUGUGACGUAGCUAAUCACGCUAAUAAAAGUAUUAAACAAGGUGAUUGUUUGAGUAAACUUUUGCAAAUACAAUCACAGUUAGGAAAUUAUGAAAUCAUCAAACCGGGCAGAGAACUCGUAAAGGAAGGAGAACUUUACAAACUGUCUAGAAAAGACAUGCAGCUUCGGUAUUUUAUAUUGCUCAACGAUUGUUUUUUGUACACUUCAUACUAUGGGACGGUUACGGGAUUAAAAUUAAAUUACGAACUCCCACUUAGUGGGAUGAAAGUCUUUUUACCAUUGACUGAUGACUAUUAUAACGAAUUUAAUAUAAUUACCAUUACAAGAAGCUUCACUCUGAGAGCUCAAACUCCGGAGGAACGCGAAGAAUGGGUCACCACACUGGAGGAAGCCAUUCGAGUUCAUAAUAAUAAACAGCUUACAUUUUUGAACAUGAAGUUUAUACCGAAAAACGCCGGCUGUGAACCACUCAAACUAGGGCAUGAAGCUCCGAUUUGGAUUCAAGACUGUCGUGUGACCAUGUGCCAAUCGUGUGCUGCAGAGUUCACGGUCACAUUUCGUAGACACCACUGCAGGGCUUGUGGAAAGGUAGUUUGCAGGAGUUGCUCGGAAAACAGAGCACCACUCCAUUACAGGAAAUUCCAAUCGGCGCGAGUGUGUGACGACUGUUUUGAUUACUUGUUCAAAGAAGUCGAGGAUAAAAUUGUGGAAGUACGUCAAACUACGUCCAACUUGGAUGAAACAGAUAUUCUUUACAAAUUAGACACCAUAAAAAAUUCAUUUAAAAAAUCUGGAUUGUGGAAUACCAAAAGACUCGUAAAAUACGUUCCACAACGCCUUAAAGAGGUCAUGGCCAACGAUACAGGUUCGCAAAUAAGUGGCUGGUUGUAUCAACGGGGUCGCAAGUCUUGGAAGCGAUAUUGGUUUGUACUGAAAGAGCAGGUUUUAUACACUUACAAAGCGUCUGAAGAUGUGGUGGCAUUAAACACUGUACCAGUGUUGGGCUACAGUGUACAAACAUUUCCUGAGGGUACAAAUUAUGAAGAUUUUGACUCAAAUUGUGUUUUCCAAUUAGCUCAUGCUGGUCAGAGACCACUAAUAUUUUGCGCUGAUAUCGAACAGUUGGCCAAAAGAUGGAUUAACGCUUUAAACGAAGCGACUAAAUUACAAUAAUAUAAGAUUUGUUGUAAUUAAAUUAUUCCAUUUUACUAGUUUUCCAUUUAGGUUAGUUUAUUACAUACAUUAUUUUAGACCAUUAACUUAAGCUGCAAUAUUUUACCCAAUAUUAUUAUUUUGUUUUAAUCGGUGCUGUAUUAUUUAGUAUAUCUCUUCGAUUGGAACCAUUAAUGGUCACUAUAAGAUUUAUGAAAGAAAUUAUAAUAAUUUUCAUCAGUGCCUUAAUAUUAAUAACCUUUUUUUUAGUCAUAGUGUAUUUUUGUUUUUUUUUUUGCGUUUGCGUGUGUGUGAUUAAUAUUUUUGUAUACAAUAAUAUUCAAUAUUAUUAUAAUAUUUAUAACUACCAAAGUUCAUUACAAUUUAUGCAUACCAAUUAUUGUAU